AUGGUGAGAACAAAAGUAACCAUUAGUGUGGAAGAUAGAAAGAAGCGGAGAAAUGAAAGACGAAGGGAAGCACGCCGAAAAUGGAAGGAAGCACGCAAAAAUUGGGAGGAAGCACGGCAAAAUUGGAUGGAAGCUGAACCCACAAAGCACAAAGAUGUUGUGGAAGAGAGUAUAGAACAUAGGAAGAAUCGGAGAAAUGAACAACGGAGGGAGGCAUACCGAAGAUGGAAGGAAGCCGACCCGACCAAUCACCAAGAGGUUCUGGAAAAGAGAAGAAUUGAAAGGAAAGAAGAGGCCCAAGAAAUCGCAGCCAGCCUUCUGCACCACAUGUAUUGCAGCAACUUCAAUUUGACACCGGAGGAACUGAAGAGUGCUCUUCAUGACUUUUCUUCUGAAGCGGAACCAAAUAAGGGACAAGGUUUUCUGAAGAAAGAAGAUCGAGAAGCCCAAUAUUUCAUGGACAGACUGCAGAACCCAAUGAAGGCUGUUCUGAUGUUCUACCUGAACUCAGGAUAUUUUCGAUUUGAGCAGUACAGAGACUACACUCAGGCAGAUGAUGGAUCACCAAUUGAUCUCGAUGUAGUAUCAGGGGACAUACAGGCAGAAAGACAGUCAAUGGAAGAACUGGACAACAUGGUGGAGUCCUUCUUCAAAUGUCACUCAUAUACACAUUUCGCAGUGGCUGCAUGCGGUUCAUGUGGGGUGAAGAAAAUAGAGGAGCCAACAGCAGAAGAUACUGGAGUGGGAGAAUUCGUGGUCUGUAACUUGGACCUUCCUGAAAUGUCAAUUCUCCAGUAUAGUACAGAAGAGAAACAAAAGUUGCAGAAGCAGAUGGCAGAUCCGAAAAGCCGUGUCACUGUGCCAGUGAACGAAAGGUGGGAUGUGGAGACUUUGGAGGUUUGGAAAACUCGAUCGUUUUAUGAAGAGACGAGGCCGGAUGGGAAUGUUGUAUUUUGGCAUCUUCACGGGGAGCUUGUGAGGGAUCUUGGAACUGGAAAGAAAAGCACAAAGCUAUGUCCUCGAUGUUGGAAGGCAAUCAAAAGUGGGAAAACCCCGCGAUUGUCUAUUGCGGCAGGAAUUGACUUUGGGCUCUCGAGUCGCCUGAACCUUGAAGCCCCUAACUUGCAUGAGCAGCUCAUCCUUGCAAGAACAAGGUUGUUUUUUGCAAUGGUGAAAGUAUCGUCGAAUAUGUACGGACAAGUGAAUGCCAAUACAGCUCUGAAGCGUCGAUGCCAUGCUGUACUGUUUCCACACGACGCCCCAGACGGAGCGGCCUACAUGUUUGAGUCGAAGUUGUUCGAAACUGGCGGAAUGCUGAACAAGGCAGAACUGCACAAGUUGCUGCAUAUGUAUAUGGUAGAUCCGAAUGGGCGGCCAGAUUCAAUUGCAAGAGAAGUGUAUGAAACAGUGAAUUUGUUAGCACGUCCAUAUGUCAUUGCACAGUGGCUCAUUGUAUUGAAGUAUACUCACUGCCAGUACAGUGACCUUGACGUGUCUUCACUGCAAGACACGGUUGAUGCAGUAAUUUUGGAGUUGAAUGAGGGAAUAAUGAAGGGUGCGGUUCCAAUUGUUGGAGGGCAGGCUGUAGCCCAUGAACAGAAUCUGGGAUCCGAUGUAGCACAGUGCACCACACAAGAGGUGUUUGAUGCAGGAGAAUCAUCGAAACGGGAACAGAAUGGAACAGAGGCGGCAACAGUCCGUGGUCGCUCGAAUGACAUUCAAUUUUCUUUUGUAGCCAGAGACCCCGUAUCAUUCUUCGCACAAGAUAGAGAUGACAUCCGACUGAAGCCUUUGGAGAGGCUCCUGAAUCUGGGGAAUUGUCCCAAAAAUACAGACCCCAGAGGAGGUACAGCAGAAGAGGAAGGAGCAGUUGAUGAUGGACUGAGUUUUCAUGGGGAAGACGUCGAUGAAUAUCUGCUGCGCUUUCCUCCAGCAAUGGAAAACACAACCCGCCGGUCAGAUGACAUCUUGUCAGACUUUGCCACAGAUGAUGUUGGAAUUAGCACAAGCUUUCCACAUAUUUUCAUGCUAGGAGUAGCGUACAAAAAAGCUCCAGGGCGACUGUCUCAUGAUGAAAGGAACCAUUUGCUGAAUCAGUUUCACAAUAUGCCCAGCAGAGACAGGAGGCUGCAAGGAUAUCUGUUCGAUUUAAUGAUGAAAAGCAAAGUUUUCGAUGGAGUAAAAGGACAUGUCAACAAUAGCAGACGUGCAAUUGACACUGUACGGAAACUGCUUCAUGACAAGAAAGACAGAAGCGACUUGAAAUCAGCAAUCCAAUUUCCUUAUACGAAGAGGGCGAAAGAGAUUCUGAAUAAGUACUUACCCCAUUUCAAGUUUGCCAGCAAAAAUAUUUCGUACGGUGCCUUGGAAGGUUCGGGGCUGAAGUUGAGAAUGGUCGGUUGCAGCAACAGAUACAUUGCCCCAACCUGUUUUCUGACACUGAGUCCAGAGUGCCUUGGAAACCCAAGAGCAAUCAGAUUGGCGUAUGGAAUGAGAAACAAUUAUGAAUUCCCGGCGCAGUUUGAGAGUGGAUGCAAGUUUGGAAGGAAUGGGGAAGAGUUUCUGAACUCUUUCUUGGAAGAUUCCAGCAUUCUUUCUGAAGGCACAAUCACUUUACCUCGUGCUGUACGAAGCGAGCUUGCGACGGAGAAUCCAGUAGCUUCGGUUCAAGAGCAUAGAGCCCUGCUGUAUCACAUUUUGAAUAUAUUGUUGAAGCUGCCAAUUGAGCAUGAAGGGUAUUAUGGCUCCAUGGAAGGCUUAUCUAAGAGAAGAACGCGGUACUAUAAGCAGCGCAAAGGUAUCUUUGGGUACUCCUUGGGGGCUUGUGGGGUAACAGAAGCCCAUCAAAAGGGCACUCUGCACUGGCACAUAACACUGUUUGCUGGUCUGUCUCCAUAUGUGCUGCAAAGAUUUGCACAUAUGCAGAAGAUUUGUGAUGAAAUCAGCGUGGCACUGGAUGAUAUGUACCAAUCACAUCUCCCUGCUCGGAUACACAUUGGAGGGAUAACUCAAAGAGUCCUGUCAAGGAAGGGUGCAACAGGCGAAUGGAAUAUUCCUGAUAAGGUGAUUCAAUCGUUGAAGGGGAAGGAAGUCAUUGCUGCAAGGAAGCAUCCAGUAGACUCAUUGAAGCAACCAUUCUACGGAUGCAUUGAAGGGGGGAACUUCACAGAAAGCUUCAGUGGCGAGGUGGAUGGGAAAAGUAUGACUUCAUUAUCGGAGCCCACAGGUGUUUGGUCAUCUGCAGGGUCAACAAUGAGUAGCUUGAAAGAUUGCAAGACAAAACCUGAGGCCAGAGUCGGAGUAGUGUUACAGGCACACAUGCCACAUGCUGACGGGUUGAAUGCAUUGAAUGUGAAUGAACAGAAAUUCAUGGGUGCUGUCCGUGAUAACAAAAGUGGAUUUGCAGAAGAAGCAGAAUCUCACUUGAUAUCAUUAAAUGCCGUGAAGAAGAGUGAAACUGAUUCUCAAGCAAUGCAGCAGCAGUUCCAUUCACACCAGAAGACAUGCCGGAGCGGUACAAUGGGGAAAACUGGUUGUCGAUUGUGUAUGCCAGUGGCAAAUGCAGAGUCAACCCUGCCUGUGAAGCUUGUACCAAUGAAGGAAGGAGCUAGUGUUGAGAAAAUAAACAAUGCAGCAACAGAGGAAGCAAAUGAGAACAAGACGUUACAAAAAGGAAGAUCAAAUGAACCCAUGAGAUGUUGGGAGGCGGUCUUACCUGACGACGUUUUCGGGGAUGAAGGAACGCCUCGUCAUCACUUGAAAGACCUUCUGUCCAACAAGCUUGAUGACCAUGUAAUUGUUUGGGAAACAAGGAGACCAGUGUUGUCAUCUCACCAUUUUGAAAUCAACCCGAAUAGCACAGAAAAUCCAAGGGGGCAUAUAGUGGCUGCAUUCCGCUGUGUUCUGGGAGAUGUUGAAAGUUUUGGAGGCCCGGCAGAAGACUUCUGGCAGUGGAUGGAAAAUGAAGCAAAGCUCGACCAGCUGAUGGAUCUGUAUCUUCAAGUCCAGAAAGAUUUGCCAGCUGCAAAUGGAUUUGUGGCAUCCUUUAGUCCAAUUCUCUCACUGUGCACAGGAUCCCAUAACAAUGCCUCUCUUUUGGGUAGCUUGGGGCAGGCACACAGUGCAAUGUUUUACCUGAUUCCAUACCAAGGCAAGACAAAAUUUACUUUGAUGCAAUCGCUUGUACUGCUUGACAAAGCUCUCGAUCACAUUACCACGCCAGGAAAAGAGAGUAUUGCACCAGAUUCAGGGACACAGGCGCGGACAGCAAAACACCUUCUGACGCGGGUUUUAAAUCGGAUUCAUUUGCACCAAGAGUUGUCGGAGUAUCAAAUUGCCGCGGCAUUACUGGAUCUUCCAAGCAUGAUAAUGACAGAUACUUUUGCCUUCGGGAGUCCCAAUUCUCUCUCCGCUUUGCGGACGCACAUGCAGCUGGAUCAGAAUGAACAGAAUCGUUUUGAUGCGCUCUGCGAUAUGAUUGCCGCCGAGAACAUGAUGAAGAACUCCCACAAUAAGCAACAUGGAGCACGUGCUGGUUGUGGUAAUAAAAAAGUGAAGGAAGUGCAACAGGAGGGCAGUGAUGAUUCGGUAGCGACAGAAGACAACAGUGGCACAUGUGGUAUGGUGAAGGAUCCAUAUGACCCGGAUGAUGUAGUCUCAUCAAUGGGCUAUAUUCAACGGAUAAAGUUGAAGGAAGGGGACUUGAGGACGUUAGAUCCGGAAUACAUUGAAUUCAUGCCUGCCUCAGCUUUGUACUUGUAUAGGGGUGAAGAAUUGGCAGAACUCAAUUAUUAUGAGUAUCUUGCUUGUGUUCAGUUUUGGAACAAGAAGCCUCGAAAUGACCCCUCGGCAAGAACUUUCAAACAGCAGCAGCAGUUCGCAAUGGACCCUAAUUUCGUGGCGUCACCAGUGAGCUAUCAUGUGCUGCGAUUGAAGCAAUGUGUGCCACUUCUUACAAGCACGGCACCACCUCAUCCUGGUAAUGCACCACCAGACUAUGGUGAAUCUGAAGGGACACCUGCAGACAUUCUCUGGGAAUCGAAGGCAAAUGUAUAUGCCAAGUAUUUUCUCUCUCUGUUUAGACCAGAGAGAAUGCAGGACAGUCACUUGGGAUACACUUGGAAAGAUCUGAAGGAAUACAUCACCUCACUUCAAGAAGACAGUUCAAUCAUUAGUAAGUUCAGGCUGAUGUCAAUGGACAAUCAAAUGAAAAGAAUGCGAACCAAAACCAUUGUCAAGAAAAUGACAUCCCAAUAUCGUAGCCGUGCAAGAGACUUGUGGCCGCCAGAAGAAGAAACGGCUGGUUGGGGAAGCAGGCAAUCUCUUGAGUCAAAGUUUGUGCACACAGAUAUUGAACCUUGUGACGGCUUUGAGUUGCUGUCCGCAAAAACCAACACUGGCAUGCGGCACCAGUUAAACCAUGAUGCCCUUCAAACGCGCCAUUGCAUGGAGUAUUUUGGAGGUGGUGCCGCAAUGAAGACGAAUCGAACAUCUGGAAAUCACAGAACGAUACUAUCAAAGUGGCAUGAGGACGAGCUGGGCCUUGUAUAUAGCAAUAUGAUCGAGUGGACAGACGGGACUUACCUGGAAGCAAGAAGGAAGAGAUCUUUGAUAGGAGAGUCAGAUGCUGUUGUGAAUGCACCAAAUAAGAGACAAAGGCAGGAAUGUAUCAAGACCAUUCGGAAAAGGGUCGCACCAAUUGCAGCAGGAAAACCAUCUGAGCAGGAGAUUCUUUACGAUUGCUUUUCCAAAUCGCUCUUGGGCAAAUCAAAACCAGGCGAGGCAUUUCCACAGCUUGUGUUGAUCCAUGGAGCACCCGGUACUGGAAAGUCUCACCUUCGAAAUGCGCUCUUGGAUGCAUCAGAAGCGUGCGAUCGAUAUAACGACAAGACUGCCUUCAAUUCCAUCAAUGCGGUUGAUAUGGGUGGGACGACCACAUGUGCCGAUACGGGAUUCAAUCCCCAGAUUCAUCUGAGAAAGGUAGGAACUUUCCCUGAUGUGGUUUUGAAUACAGCUAGGAGGAAACUGGGAGGAAGAGAAGCCAGCACAGCAAUAGUGCACAUUGAAGAAGUAGGCACACAGGCGCCAGCACACCUUGCGCGAAAAGAUGCCCAAUGUCAAUUGUUGACAGGAUGCAAUAGAUCUUUUGGUGGUCUCCACACAUGCUUGUACGGGGAUCUGAACCAACUCGGACCAGUAAAAGCCGGCCCAACUUUGACACAAGCAGUGAUGGAUGUCUAUGCAUGUGAUGAAAUCAAAAAAAGAGUUCCAAGACAAAAGAAAAGGAACCAGGAGAAAGCAACCAUUAUGCCAAGCGAAGAUCCAGGUCAGAAUCGAUACAAUCACAACCAUCCAUACAGCAUUGGAACAAGACUGCUUACUCAAGCAAGACUUUUUGAACUCACAGAGCAAAAACGAUCACUUGAUCCUGAUCACUCACGGCUUGUCAACAAAAUGUACCGUGGACAUUCCGUGACACAGACAGAUAUAAAGAACCAUCUGAAGCUACUGACACCUGACCUGAAACAUGAUCCGGAAUGGAUGAGAGCUUCAAUUCUAGUAACAACAAACCGGGAAAGGCACUCAUUGAACCAUGUGCGGGCGGAGCAAUUUGCUGAAAGUACCAAUGGUGUAGUCAUAAGGUGGCUGAAUGAUUGGCACAACUGGGAACAGAAACCCCCUCCUGCGUUUCAGCAUGAAGCCAUGCAGGAUCCAUGUUUCUGGGAGUACUUUGUUGAAAAUGCAGAUGGUUUCUUGAAUGAAUCCAUUCAGAGGGGCCUAAUGCUUGUGAAUGCACUCCCCAUAAGGUAUCACUCAAUCAAAUUCGAUGCCGAGAAUGAGACACUUCUGCGCCGUAUGUUGGACCACAGUGAACCUGGAGAGGUCAUCGAUAUGCCCGCCAGGCCGCUGUAUAUUAUAGUGGAGGUAUUUCCACCGGGCCAAACUCCGAAAGCUGUGUUGGAUGUUCGAUUCAUCUCCAACUAUUAUCAGGGGCGGGUCACUUUUCCAGCAGUCCAGGGCGACUUUCAAGAGAUGGUUCCCACUGGAACUUGCAUUUGCGAUUACAGUGCACAAAUCGCAAGGUCGAACUCUUCGGCGCAUCAUAAUUGCCUUGUCCUACUGCAAGGCUGGGAAUUGCAACUUCACAUUUCAACAGUUGUUUGUAGCGCUCUCACGUGUAUGGGAUGGUGA
Seminavis robusta is the source of this 7191-nucleotide messenger RNA. NCBI's taxonomy places the organism in Eukaryota, Bacillariophyta, Bacillariophyceae, Naviculales, Naviculaceae. The record is from the annotation of a GenBank genome assembly.